CUCCUCCACGAACCACUUUUGAGCAUCUCCUCUCCUCUUCCUUGCCCAAUCUCCGAUGGCCGCGGCUCUCAACGGCAGUAGCUCUUUCUCCGCCUCCUCCUCCUCUCCCUCUUCCUCUUCCUCUUCCUUCCUAUAAAAGAAUAUAAAGUUCUCUGACAGAACUGAAAGCUUCUAAUUUUAGCUUUAUAAUCCAGCACAAAAGCAGCUCGAAGCAGCCGCUUUACAUGGCUUCCUUUCUUCAACUCACAUUUAACCCGAUGGGUUACAGCGUCCUUCGCUCCCCUUCCAUGCCGCCGGCUCCAUCACGCACGCUUUCUCUCUCUUUCACUUCCCCAAACGCGGUCGAAAUCAACGCCGAAACUUCCGCCCCUUUCGAUGCCACAACUGAGUUCGAUUUCAAGGGUUACUUGUUGAGCAAGGCGGAAUCUGUAAAUCGAGCCCUAGAUCUUGCGAUUCCCCUAGUGCACCCGAAGCGUAUCCACGAAGCGAUGCGAUACUCGCUCCUAGGUGGCGGAAAGCGCAUCCGCCCGGCACUGUGCAUCGCUGCCUGCGAAAUCGUCGGCGGCGACGAGGCCCUAGCGAUUCCCCCCGCCUGCUCGGUCGAGAUGAUUCACACCAUGUCUCUCAUCCACGACGAUCUCCCCUGUAUGGAUAACGACGAUCUCCGGCGUGGGCAGCCUGCCUGUCACCGCGCCUAUGGCGAACCCGUCGCCGUCCUCGCCGGCGACGCUCUCCUCGCCCUCGCUUUCCGCCAUCUCGUCGAUCUCGGUAACUACCCUUCCUCCAACCCAAUUCCCCCUGCCAUAUUUGUCCGCGCUACGGCCGAGCUCGCCCGCUGCAUCGGCGCGGAGGGUCUCGUCGCCGGCCAGUUGCUCGACAUCGAGUCCACCGGUCUAGAACAUCCCGUCGAUAUCGAUCGGCUCGAGUUCAUUCACUUGCAUAAAACCGCGGCUCUACUGGAGGCGUCGGUUGUGAUCGGAGCCAUGGUCGGCGGCGGCUCCGAUUUGGAGGUCGAGCGUUUGAGGCGUUAUGCUCGGUGCAUCGGGUUGCUUUUCCAGGUGGUGGACGAUAUCCUUGAUGUGACCAAAUCGUCGGAGGAGCUGGGUAAAACGGCGGCGAAGGACUUGGCCAGUAACAAGACCACCUACCCGAAGCUUCUGGGACUGGACAAGUCGAGGGAGUUCGCCGACGAACUUCUCCAAGAUGCAAAGUCACAGAUUGAGGGCUUCGAUCCGUUAAAGUCGGCGCCUUUGCUUCACCUCGCAAAUUAUAUCGCUUACAGGCAGAAGUAAGUUGGGGAAAUUAAUGGCAGCAAAAAAACAUUAUGUCCAACAUAUUUUCCUGCAAAAUUUAUUGAGAUGAACUUCAAAAGUUUUGAUUUUAUGUUAAGAUUAUUACUUGAUAUUUCGAAUUAUAUUAAUUUUAGUUUAAAUUCCAAGA
Dendrobium catenatum is the source of this 1440-nucleotide messenger RNA. Its product is annotated as heterodimeric geranylgeranyl pyrophosphate synthase large subunit 1, chloroplastic. NCBI's taxonomy places the organism in Eukaryota, Viridiplantae, Streptophyta, Magnoliopsida, Asparagales, Orchidaceae. Gene Ontology annotation, molecular function: geranylgeranyl diphosphate synthase activity. The transcript has a single exon. The record is from RefSeq and is a predicted model, not a curated record. Gene Ontology annotation, biological process: isoprenoid biosynthetic process. The coding region runs from base 225 to 1292 and encodes 355 amino acids.